Penaeus indicus is the source of this 4760-nucleotide messenger RNA. RefSeq names its product trafficking protein particle complex subunit 10-like (gene SIDL). Gene Ontology annotation, cellular component: TRAPPII protein complex. The record is from RefSeq and is a predicted model, not a curated record. Gene Ontology annotation, biological process: early endosome to Golgi transport; intra-Golgi vesicle-mediated transport. Lineage: Eukaryota; Metazoa; Arthropoda; Malacostraca; Decapoda; Penaeidae. The transcript is spliced from 9 exons. Bases 186 to 3827 code for a protein of 1213 amino acids.
AGGGCGUAUGUUUACAUUCGUGUGUCAAGACGGGCGACGGAGGAAUCAGCUGACUGGCACUGUGGGCUCUGCUGACACUCCUUCAGGCCAUGAGUAGUGCCACCUUUGACGGAAGGCCGUAGACUGACUCUGAAGGAUCGGACGGAAGAGCGAUCUUUCAGGCCUCGAGAGGAGGAAGAGCAAAGAUGAAGCGCAGACCUAUCGUGACCUAUGCAGGAGACAAUGCACUUUUCACUGGCCUUCAGGCUGGCCUGGUUACUGCACUGCCUCAGGAGAGUGUGGAGUGGCGACGCUCCUAUGGGCGUCCUUCCCGGUGUGUCCAUGUGGAAGUGGACUUUGUUCCCUUUGCUGAGGAAUGCCUUGUGAAGGAUGUCACACGGACAAUCCUUGGCCAACCCAUCUUCCACACCUACUGGACAGAUUGUGCUGAUGUCGAGGCCUACAAGAGCAGCACGAGGGACAGCCUGCAGGCAUGGGUAACAUCACUGAGGCAGCAAGGGAUCACAGACUGGAUGGUAGUGUUGCUGGAAACGCCAGACACACGCAAAGGAAAUAAGUUGAUCCCACGAACCACAGUCUUGGACAAAAUUAAAAAUGACUUUGGUGGAAAACAGGCUGAAAGAUGUGUGUCUUUGAUUGACCCUUUGAAGACGGAUUCAAGAUCUGUGGAAUCGUGGCAGACUCUGCUCACAAAGAUGAGGCAUUUGCUGAUGGUGGCAUACAAUAGGGCUCUCAACAAAUUUGAAGAGAACAUGAGAGCAGAACGUGAACGACGCACAGAAAAAUCUUGGUCGUUCUGCUCAUAUUUUCUUUUGCAAGAAGAAUUAGCACAAGUUUUCCAAUUGCUUGCAUUACAUGAUGAAGCCUUAGUGCAGUAUGAUGAGUUAGAUGCUCUCUUUACACAGUUUGUGCUGAAUUCUGCUGCAGGGGAUACUCCACAAUGGUUAAGCAACUUCAGCCAAGCAUGUGAGAAAUGGGAGGGUUUGCACCUCACCCCAGAUCUAGAUGCUGUCAUUCAGGGGAAGAUUCGAUCCAAGGAUGUUACCCUCCUAGAGUUUCGCAACUACCUCUUCCAACGUCAGUGUGCUCUGCUCUUCCUCCAGAACAAGCCUUGGGAGGUAGCCAGCCGAGCUCUGACCUUCCUCCAGAACACUCUGGGAGAACUCAGCAUCCUGGAAGUUACAGUUGCUCCUGGAGGCAUUGCCUGCUGGGGUGUCCUCUCCUGUUUGGAAGUCAUAGAUUCUCUACAAACCUUCAAGGAGCCGUCUACGACAGAUGCACAUGCUCACCACACAGCCCCACUAUGGGCCUAUGCCAGAGAUAAGUUACAAGAGUUAGGGAGCCUGUGUGGGUUGAUGCCAGGAUGUGAGACCAGCAGCUCCCAGCUACACACUGUGAUCUCACUGGUGUGUGGGAUGGGCAAUGACCCUCAUGCACAUGAUUAUCACCAGGAUGAUGCACCAGUUCAUGACACACCUAUGACGAGGCUGAAAGAUGCUCUCUCUUCACCACAGGCAUACAAAAAGCAUUACCUUGACUUGUCUGAGGUGGCCAUCAGCACCUACAAGCACAUUGGUCGAAUCAGGUCAGCAAGGCUCAUUGGCAAAGAGUUGGCCACAUUCUACAUGGCACAGGGAGAGGCACAGAAAGCUGCUACUUUCUUAACAGACCAACUUACCAUGUUUUUAGAGGAGAGAUGGUUGCUUUUGGCUGCUCACACACAACUCCACUUGUCACAAUGUUACCUUUCCACCAAUGACCUGGAGAAGUAUGUUAAAACUUGUGCACAAUUAGCUGGUUCCACCCACUUGGGACAGGAAAUGAGGGAGGAACAUUUUGAGAAGAUGAAGACUGCCUUAAAGGAUGUUGAAGAAGGAUCAUCUCUCCUGAUACCCUGUGACAGAAUAUUUGAGGUGGAGGGCCUUCGACUGGUGUCAGAGGACCGCAUCAUACUAGAGUCAGAUGUUCUGGUAGAGCUUUCCAUCAUAAGUAAGCUUCCAAAUACUGUCAUGUGCAACCAAGUAUAUGUUGUGUUACAGCAUGUUAAAGAAGAAAUAGGUACACUCAAGACCAUUCCUGAAUUAGAAAGGAAAUCAAGUUCAUCGAGCUCAGCAUCACAGCCCAGCACGCGCAAAUCACAGUCCUCCUCCAUGGUGCACAGGAGCAGCUCAAACUCAGCUGAAGUGGAGCGAAAGAGUCUGGCAAAUGAGGCAGCAGCAGCAGAGACGGAAAUGGCUAGGCUGAAUCCACUCACACAACCUCUCCAUAUGAGUCUCCAUCUGGAGUACAAGCAGGACAAGUCUCUUUCAUCUGCCUCCAUAACUUGUGUUAAUUCUCAUAAAGUACUCAGAAGAAGAGACAGUCAAGGUGGAAUGUAUAAGGUGGACCGUAAUGUUGCCAAGGAACAACACAAAGACAAGCUUGUGGCAAAAGAGGUAGUUAUUGCCCCUGGGAAAAAUACUAUCACAUUGUCCACUAAAGUGACCAGUAAAGGUUGCUACACAGCCAGUCAAGUGGUUUUAGCAUUAGAAAAGCUUGAAUUUAUUUGUGGCAAGAAUCACAUAGCAGGCCCUCCACUGAGUCUGGAGGUUGUAAGUGAGAAUCCUCGUAUCUUCCUGGGUCGCAGGGACCGUGACCUUCUGGCAGGACUGCAUCAGCCAAUGGUCCUCACAGUGCACAGUGGAAGCUGGCACAUCAAGCAGGGUACGGCUGUCAAAUUACGCACAUCACGAGGCCUUCUGGUGAAGCAGGAUAAUGAAGGGCACAAGGAGGGCCAGCUUGAGAGAGAGAUAGAAAUCUUGCUGCCGGAGGUCACUCCCUUCUCCUCAGUGGCUGUCCCUCUUGUCGUCCUGGCUGUGCUUGGGCCCCAGAGAGAUGCUGCAACUGUAGAACACACGGUGAAUAUCAGCAGUUCCCUAAUUGAACAGAGGCUUGACAUUGAUGUGCACUUCAUCCCACCCUUCAUGUCUUCGCACAAGUUGCACACGGCCAACACAUCGAAGUUUGUCCAGGUGACAGUGACAGGACUAGUAGGCCGAGGAGUGGAGCUAUCUGACCCAAGCCUAAUGCUGGUAGAGCCUGUAAACCAUGUUGAGCUGAAGCCCCUGCACCCUGCUUCUCAGUCCUUGGUUGUGUGCACAGAGCAGUCUGCAAGCUACAUGUGGAGUGUGGAAGUUGACUAUGAGCAGGAAGGGACUCCCUCUCUCAAGCUGGAGUUCAAGACAAAUUACCGGCCUCUGGAUGACCAGGGGCAGCCACUGCAGGAGGAAGUCCGGUGCUAUUCAUGCCCCUUUGACCUGGUUGAUUACAAGACUUUGUAUACCAUUCGUGCACGGGUGGAACCUAGCAAGGGAUCAGAAUUGUGUCGUGCAGGCAACAUGUGCCACCUGCAUAUUGCGCUGCAGCAGGUGGCCUCCCCAGCCUGUGCCUCACCAGAAGAUGCAGGGGACUUGGCCACACAACAUCCAACAGCACAUUCCAUCAUGUAUGAGGUUCUUGCUGACCAGACCAUGUGGGCUGUGUGUGGCAGAACUGCAGGUGUGCUGACAUUGGAAGGUGGCCUGAGGCAAAGUGUCACCUUGGACGUCAUGCCCUUAACUGGUGGUUUCCUGCCGUUGCCGUCAGUGCGACUCUCUAAGUAUAUUCCAGCUGAUACUAAACAUGCUCCCAGAGAUGGCGUCAGGAAAUUAGAAUAUGUUGGAAGUGCCUCAUCCGUGCCUCGCCUCGAACCCUUCAGUCCGGGACAAGUGUAUAACUUCAGCAAGGCCCAGCAGGUGCAUGUCUUACCCGCUUCCAAUGCUGCCCAGUCGGACCUUUCCCUCACCUAAGCUCCUGAUCAGAUCGAGUUCUUCAGAUGCACUUCUUGCUUUUAUUAUUCACAUCCAAAAGAAUGAUGGUCCUUGACCAGGACUAUUGGUGCACUUUGAUUAGUUUGAUCACAGCUGGAUUUUAGUUAUGUUCUUAUACUAUAUGGAAGAAAGGAAUGUAGUCUUUUUUGAUAUUUUUAAAAAAUUAUCAUAAUGAUUAUACUAUUAAGUCACAUCUCAUUCUUUGCAUUUCCAUGAAUUGUAGCUUCAACUAUUUUAAAUGAAUUAGAAAUAUUUAUCACAGAAACAAAACUUCAUAUAAAAGAUGUAAAGCCUUUAAAAUAUUUUUGAAAAUUCUUUCUGUAUAUGAGAUCAUACAGAAACAAGAGAGGCAGUGUGUCUUUCUUUAGAUGCAUAUGCCUGUGCAAAGUGAGAACUAACUAGAGGCACUGAAUUGUUGUUAGGCAUAUUGUGAUGAUGAUGCCUAGUGAAAUAAAUUGUUAGAAUAAUGCAUUGUAGAUUGACAUGAUUCCAUGAUCUGAUGUAAAUAUUCUUGUUGUAUAAUGAUAUUUGGAUGGUGCUGUUGAGCUUCAUUGUGGUGACAAUAGAGAAAAUAUUCUGGAUACUUCAUUUUGACCAUGGGAUUAAUUUUUUUCUGUAUAUUUAGACUGGUGAUGAUCAGUAUAUGGGGGAAAGAGAGGGAAUAAGCAGAUGAAGGGAGAGGGGAAGGAAGAAGAUUGAGGAAGGAGAGGCAGGAGUGUUUCAAAACUGAAGUUGUGCACAAAUGCCUCAGGCAACAUACUUCUUUUGAUAUUUUAUUGUUAUUUAUAUGUAUUAUAUUGAGUUUACUAUUGUAUAAUGGAUGACAAAAGGAAAGUAUAAUUUAAUUGUUACCCACUUUGUUUUAAACAUUAUCUAAAGAUACAGAUGAGAUAAUAAAUUAUUUACAUGUUA